AUGGCUUGGCCGCUGAAAGAAACCAGGCAGUUAACGCUUGAUGACUACACGGUGGCCUGGAUCUGUGCCCUCCCAAAAGAGAAGACCGCAGCGAGAAACAUGCUCGAUGAGCUGCAUCGCAGUCCUCUGCAGCCAGAAGCUGAUCGAAAUAUCUAUACAUAUGGUCGCAUCUGUGCGCAUAAUGUCGUCAUUGUAUGCCAGAGCGAUAUAGGCACGACAGCAGCAGCGUUCGUCGCGAAUCAGUUACUGAAUACAUUUCGUAAACUACGCUUUGGUCUGUUAGUAGGGACCGCUGGUGGUGUGCCCGAUAGAAAGGAUAUCCGCUUAGGAGAUGUGGUCAUCAGCAAGGGAGAUGGUCGGUCCGGAGGAGCUGUGGUUCACGACCGCGGAAAAGUCACACCGAUGGGGUUUGAGUCCCAGCCCUUCUUAAAUGGAGUGCCAGAGUUGUUAAGAAACGCGUUCAACGAGUUGGAAUCACUACAAUCGGACGAGGAAAGUACAAUUCUAGGACACAUUUCUCACGCCAUUGAAAGAAAUCCUUUCUUUAAGAGCUACGAUCGACCGGCCCUAGAGGAUUGCCUGUUUAAGAGCGGCUAUGGCCAUAUCGAUCCAGACAGUAGUACAUGUGAAAAGUGCCUAGAGAACUCCGAGCAGGUCGAGAUUCGCCAAUCGCGAGGAGCACGGGAACAUAUUCCUGUUUUACAUUUUGGAGCAAUAGCAUCGGGUAAUCAGAUCAUCAAGGAUAGCGCGAAAAGGAAACAGAUUGCGGAGACUUAUCCUUAUGUUCUUGCAAUAGAAAUGGAGGCUGAGGGGUUGAUGAACACCUUUGGAUGCGCCACGAUACGGGGUAUCUGCAAUUACGCUGACUCUCACAAAAACGAUUCUUGGAAGAAUUAUGCUGCAGCUACGGCAGCUGCCACUGCUAAGGAGGUUCUCAAAGUUAUACCAGGUGUGGAGAUGGAUGAGGUGCCCGCCAUAACUACUGACAACCAUCAGGAUUACAUCAUCGAUUUUGAACUUCCUAUCCCUGCCGUGUCGAGUGCAUUCAUCAAGCGAAACGAGCUACAGCAGAUCAAAGACGCUUUGCUCUCUCUCCAGCAUCCACGACAACGGAGACUGUUCGUUUUGUACGGAGUUGGUGGUAUUGGAAAAAGCCGUCUCGCGAUCGAGUUUGCGAGAGAAUAUCGUAAAGAAUUCACCGCAGUUUUCUGGCUUGAUGGUUCUACAAACAGUAGUCUUAGCCAAAGCAUCGCAGGCAUUAGGGAGGGACUUCCCACCCAUCAACAACCAGACCGGCAGCAUAGUCCCAAAUCAGGGCCUACAGAGGAGCUGCAAAAUGUAGUCCAAGACGUCCUGAUGUGGCUCAGCCGGCGAGGAAAUGAUCGAUGGCUCCUGAUCUUUGACAACAUCGAUAGGGACUGGACACCCGAAACAUCCGACCCCGACGCCUUUGAUAUAUUGAGAUACUUCCCCAGAGCCGACCAUGGUUCUAUUUUGGUGACAACCCGACUCCCACAUCUGGGUUCUACCUGGCACAGUGUCAAGGUCCCAAGGAUGAAUCUGGAUCAGAGUAAAGAGCUUCUAGAAUCAACGGCUCGAAGGCCGAUCGUGGGUUGGGAGCGACUAGCUACCGCUUUAGACGGACUUCCACUUGCUCUAACCCUUGCGGGAUCCUACCUGCGACAACAUCGGCUUUCAGUGGACAAGUACUUAGAAUUGUACCGCAAGGCUUUUGAAAGGCUCUUUAACCUGGCACGGCCGCCACCUGAUUAUUCCCGUAGCAUCCUCUCAACUUGGCAAAUUUCAUUCGAACAGGUGAAACAGGCCAAUCCUAAUGCGGCGUAUCUUUUCCAGCUGUGGUCGUGCCUCUCACAUACAGACCUGUGGUUUGAAUUGCUUUCCUCAACAACGAUACACGGGAAGGAUGAAAUCCCUGAUUGGUUUCGUUCAGUGAUUUCAGAUGAGUUAUCAUUCCUCGAAGCUGUUCAACCGCUUCUGGACUACUCGCUCGCAGAACAUCGAGAAAAUGCUGUAGGAUACCAUGUACAUCCUGUGGUCCAUGAGUGGUGCCAUACUCAAUUAACAGAGAAGAAUGAGAUGAGAAUACUCGCAACGGUUAUUUUAGGGUGUGCAGCACCGGCUUCGGAGGCCGAAGAACAUUGGGCGCUGGAACGUCGUUUGCUUCCUCACAGUGAUCAACUAUUGGCUCUCGUCAGUAGUACGACUGACUUCAACAUACCAAAAGAAAAACUACACCUCAUAAGCUCGUGCUACAACAAUCUCGGUAAUCUCUAUACUGGCCAGGGAAGGAUGGAGAAAGCUGAGAAGCUGUACCACCGAGCACUAAAUGGUUAUGAGAAGGUGUGGGGACCAGAUCAUCCAUAUACUCUGGACACUGUCAACAAUCUUGGUAAUCUCUAUAAAGCUCAGGGUAGGAUGGAGGAAGCUGAGAAGAUGUACCACCGAGCACUAAAUGGUUAUGAGGAGGUGUUGGGAUCAUAUCACCCAUCUACACUGAACAAUCUUGGUAAUCUCUAUAAAGCUCAGGGUAGAAUGGAGGAAGCUGAGAAGCUGUAUUAUCAAGCACUAAAUGGUUAUAAGAAGGUGUGGAGACCAAGUCACCCAUGUAUACUGAGAACUGUCAACAAUCUUGAUAAUCUCUAUAAAGCUCAGGGUAGAAUGGAGGAAGCUGAGAAGAUGUACCACCAAGUACUAAAUGGGUGUGAGGAGGUGUGGGGACCAGAUCACCCAUCUACACUGAGAACUGUCAACAAUCUUGGUAAUCUCUAUGAAGCUCAGGGAAGGAUGGAGGCAGCUGAGAAGAUAUACCACUGCAUUAAAUGGGUAUGA
Molecule: messenger RNA, 2850 nt
Organism: Histoplasma capsulatum G186AR
Lineage: Eukaryota; Fungi; Ascomycota; Eurotiomycetes; Onygenales; Ajellomycetaceae
Product: F-box domain-containing protein
Exons: 2
Coding region: 1-2850 (949 amino acids)
Biological process (GO): nucleoside metabolic process
Molecular function (GO): protein binding; catalytic activity
Source: RefSeq, a predicted model, not a curated record